AUGAGUCAGCCUGUAAAUCAAACAACUAGAGUUCAACCUCAAAAUUUAGCUCGCAACUUGCCUCAAAACGCUAAUAUUCUCAUCAAUACGUCUUUCGAUAAUCUUACGGUAGACCAAAAAUAUGAAAUUUUAUCUAAAGUCUCAGAGAUUAUUGAAGCUGGUCACUGCCAUAUUGCGUUUCCUAAGGAAGAUUCUUUGCGGGUCACUACAGUCGGCCUACACCUAAAUACUACCGAAAAUAACUGA
This is a messenger RNA of Scutellospora calospora, 246 nucleotides long. The record is from the annotation of a GenBank genome assembly. NCBI's taxonomy places the organism in Eukaryota, Fungi, Glomeromycota, Glomeromycetes, Diversisporales, Gigasporaceae.